UGGGGGCGGAUCGACUCUCAGUCAGUCGGAACGCCAUGGAGAUGAACUGAACCGUGUUCCCAAUGCGAAAAGCCGGGGGAGAUGAGCGGAGGUAAAGGACGAUUAAGGAUACAUUGGUGUGACACUUCCAAAUGUGCCUAAAAACACAGAAAUGAAGAUUUGUGCGAAUUAUUGACUUAGCUGCGGGUUUUGAUGCAUCGUCGAAGUGAAGCCACCAGUCCACCAUUCCAGACUGAGUUUUCUGUUUUCAAACAUCUUGUGAAUGAAGUCACAUGUUUCUACUGCAGAUGCAUAUGAUCCUAUCGCAAGACACAUUUGGCAAUGAGUAACUCUUCAACAAUUGUGCCUCCUGUUGACAAAAGUAAUGCAGUUGCGGGAUUUGUUCUAGUGCCUUUCUUUCUUCUGACAUUAGUUGGAUUCACUGUUGCUAUGGUGAUGUAUAUUCAGAAGAGACGCAGGUUAGACAAGCUUAGACAUCAGCUACUUCCUGUUUAUACCUAUGAUCCCACAGAGGAAAUGAAUGAAGCUGAGGAAGAGCUUCUCUUGGAUAGUGAUGAACCUAAGGUUAUGCAAGGCUGGGGGACCUCACAACAGUACAGAAGAACAUUUUUGACAAAGGGUAUUAAAGCUUGAUUCUUCAGUUACAGCUUUGAUGCAACUCAUUCAAAGGCAGUUGUCGGUCCAUAUGUUUUCACAGUUGAAUGCCUACAAAAUACUGUUUAUAAAACUGGUGUGCAGAAGUGAAACUUGCCAAUCACAAGAUAACUUCUUACAUACAAGUAAAGUUUGUAAUUGAAUGGCAUGUUUGAUGCAAAUAUGGAAACAGCAAUCUAUUUUAUUUGCCUUACAGCAGUACAGCAGGGUUACAGACAUGUUACACUUACUUACAGGAGGUAGUAUUGAUCUCAGGCAAGUCAGUGCAUUAAAUACACAUUGCACAAAUGAUUAAGAGAUUUAUUUUUUAUUCAAGAUUUUUGUUUCUAAUUUUAAUUUGUGUUAAAUUAAUUAUAAUAUAAAUGAGAGUGUUUUAGCCAGUGGAGUACCUAUAAUGGUGGCAGCAGGAUUUGUGGGUUCUUUGGUUUAUUGGGUAUAAUUUUGUGUGGGGAUGUUUAGUCAGACUCUGUAUACAGAAGAUGAUAUAAAAUUUGUUCAUAUGCAUAAGUUUUGAAAGGUCAGUGCAGUGCUGGAAAAUAAGUUGGCAUUUUGUUGAGGCAUAUACUGAUGUGUAUUUACAUAAUAAACCAUGUUCUUCCUUGAACAGUUCCUGAUCAA
Hemiscyllium ocellatum (epaulette shark) is the source of this 1272-nucleotide messenger RNA. It is a transcript of the gene smim29, whose product is annotated as small integral membrane protein 29. Lineage: Eukaryota; Metazoa; Chordata; Chondrichthyes; Orectolobiformes; Hemiscylliidae. The transcript has 5 exons. The record is from RefSeq and is a predicted model, not a curated record. The coding region runs from base 322 to 633 and encodes 103 amino acids.